ACACGGAGCAAGCGGAGACACGGAGCAAGCGGAGCCACUAGUUGAAAUGUGCAUCUUACUGUAUAGACUUGUUAAAAAGAUGAAAAUUCAGGAGUUUCUGUAUUUCUGCCUUGUUCUUGUAACUGCGUCUGCGAAAGGACAUGAAAACGGGCGGGGAGUCAUCACAGUGGUGGUCCCAGAAGGAAGAGACGCCAUCUUACCCUGCUCCCUCAGGACCAAGCUGAGCCUUCAACAUGAGGUCUUUGACUGGAAGAAAGAUGGUCAGAAGGAGGUGUUCCUGUACUCUGCUCGCGACGAAUACAAUAACGGACGUCCAGGACAAGACGAGCAGUUCAAAGGUCGGGUCUCACAUUUCCCAGAAGAGUUGAAGCUUGGUAACGCCUCCAUAGUCAUCAGAAACACCAAGCUGGUCGACAGUGGAAACUACUCCUGUAUUAUUCCACAUCUUCAGCCAAAGGAACAAAGUUUCAACAUUAAACUCAUCGUUGAACGUGUCUUUAAGGACCGAUCAGGUGAUGUCACAGGUGCAGCUCCAAAGCCUUUUGUUGGGAUCCUGAGCAUCACGGAGGACGGGGCGCUGCUGAAGUGUGAGGUUCCAGGUGCUUUUCCAAAGCCUUCGGUGGAGUGGAAGGACAGCGAUGGAAACAUCCUUCCCGCUGAGGAGCCGCGCGUGUCGUACAGAGGAGACCGCUACUACGUCAGCCUCCUCAUCACUGUGACCAAGACAGACACCAACGUCUUCCGCUGUGUAGCCACACAGCAGGAGAUCAGCCAUGUGACUGAUGAUGAGAUCUACGUGCCUCACUGUGGGAAAACAGCUGAGAACUGCUGUGGAGUGGGUGUGGUUGUAGCAGCAUUUUGUGGUGGAGUUCUGAUUACUGCAAUUCUGUUUGUAGUUAUAAAGUACAUUAGAAGAUAGCAGAGAGGUGAGAAUAAUAAUGGAUUUCAAAUUUAGCAUUUAUUUUGACAUACUGUAUGUAUGAGGUGUAAAAUUCUCAGUAUUUUAUGGAUUAAUGCUCUGGAUUGGCUGCAGAUUGCAAACACCAAGUUCUUUUUUACAGCAGGUAGUUUUAGGCAUAUUUAUGUAAUUUUUCCAGCUAACAGGAGAAGAGGGAGUGUUUCUUUUUUCUUUUUUUAAAAAAACAAAAAACUCUUAGUUAUCUAUUAUCUGCAGAUGUAGAUUAAUAAACUGUAAACUGAGGUACAAGAAGACAUUUAAGGUGAUGUUAGUGCUGAGCGAUUGUCUGCACGGUCUGACCGUCUUAUCGUCCUGCUGCAUGAUCACUAAGUAUUUGUCCCAUCAGCACCAGGGGCAGGUCAGUGGGGGUGAUGGGCUUAACAUGCAGUCAGUAAAGCAGCACUGGACACUCUUCAAGUGAACAGAGAUCUCACCUGACCCACAACAGUGAGUUCAGAAACUCGCUGCUAUUUCAUCUCCAAGUGUUAAACUCCAAAAGCUCAGGGACUCAAACCACAGACAACAGUAACACUGAGAAAUCAUGAGAAACUGUGGGCUGUGGAUUCACCACACAGUGCCUUAAAUCAGCAGAACGUGAAGCUGUAACACUCAAAGGCUGCUUAUGAAAUGUGGUAGUGAUGGCAGCUGUUUGUUUUCUUUGAAAAUGGUUUAAAGUCGAUGAUUGGUGAUUGAUCAGGCCCUGAGAGUGACAAAGAUUUGAGUGAAGGAGAUGCCACACAAGUAACAGAUUCUACUUUUAUAGAUCUGAGAGGGUUUAAACAUGAGUGCAGCAGAGAGUCUUCAUCCAAAGGAACCAGAUUGUACAUAAUUUAAAAAGCUUUAAAAGGUGGAGACAAAAUCAGCUGCUUUUCGUUCUUACAGUAUCACUCAGCUGCUCAGUUUGUAUGAGCCAGACGCAGCUCAAAGCUGUAAAACUGCUGUGAUUGUAUUUUAGAUUGAACACAUUCCUGAUCAGAUUCUCUUUUUAUUUUUGCUUUACUUUGUUGUUGUUUUUUUAUGUUGAGUAAGCUUGUUUAAGGAGAGUUUGUCUGUAUUUGUAAACGUGACUUUAAAAAGACUCCAAGCAAUAAAAAUGGUGACUUCCAGAAUUAUGUUGGUGCUGUUAAAGCUGAUAAUGCUAAUGAAAUACUUGUAUUUAAAUGCAAUGCUACAAUCAAAAUGCUGAUUAUAUUUUACCGUGUGUUUUAUCAUUAUUAUGUUUUGACUACUGAAUUAAUAGAAAAGAUCUAAGAAAAAAAUUGUAUCCCAGCUUUUAAAUAAAAACCGCCAAA
This is a messenger RNA of Oreochromis aureus, 2250 nucleotides long. Its product is annotated as V-set domain-containing T-cell activation inhibitor 1-like. The record is from RefSeq and is a predicted model, not a curated record. The coding region runs from base 47 to 919 and encodes 290 amino acids. The transcript has 5 exons. Lineage: Eukaryota; Metazoa; Chordata; Actinopteri; Cichliformes; Cichlidae.